Molecule: messenger RNA, 921 nt
Organism: Mauremys mutica (yellowpond turtle)
Lineage: Eukaryota; Metazoa; Chordata; Testudines; Geoemydidae
Exons: 4
Coding region: 277-921 (214 amino acids)
Source: RefSeq, a predicted model, not a curated record
GGCUGUGAUAACCAUGGACUGGUGAGGCUCCAGCAGAAUUGCAGCAGUUAAAGGCUGUUCUGACAGUUGGGCUGUAAUGGGGCUGGCCCAGGAAAACACAGGGCUCGAGGAGCAGGGAAGGCUGCAGUCACAAGCCUAGCCGAGUAGAAACACCCAGUGAGGACUGCAAGGAGGACAAGUCUGCAGCCCUUAGGGAGGCUAUCUGCUGCUAAACAGCUCCUGGCCAGGGAUGGCUCCCACAUCCUGGCUGCUAACUGUGAGGGAGGGAGUAGGGCCAUGACAGCAGAGCUGCAGAGGGCUUCCAGAUCCUGCACAGCCAGCAACACCGGAUCCCUGCAAGCACAACGUGUGAGGAAGGCUGUGGUCCUGGCAAAGCAGAGCGGAGACCCCCAACCAGGCCUGCAAGGAGGAGGCUACUCCACUUGUGCUUUCCAGGAGGAUGAGGCCUUGGCCACAGAGGAGCCCAACCCACUGCUGAAGGACUCUUGCCAGUUGCUCGUCUUCCUCCUCCUUGCAGUACUGGCCCGGGUAUCUCUGCUCUGCAUUCCGCCCCCCUCACCUUACACCUACAGGGAUCUGCUGUCAGCAACCGUGAGGCUGUACAGGGAGCCCAGUCUUCUGCAGCCCCUCUGUCAUGGGAGCAAGCAAGCAGUCCUGGCAGGGCAGAGCAGAGACCUUCAGCACUCCCCGCUGGUGAGUGAGAGAGCAGGUCCCACCAGAGCUCCCUACGCUGCUACUGGGCUGAAGAUGCCAGUUACCUGCAGGGGCAAAGAGGGAAGAGAUUUCACAAUCUCUCCAUUCACAACUGAUUCAAUAUGCAAGUUGGCAUACAAUACACAAUGCACUAAUGGCUGGAGAGGGAGACAGAUGUCAGUUACCUCCUGCCUGAAAGGAACAUCUCCAAGGGGAGAAAAUGGAUAA